CCCAACUGGACCUGUGGAUGAGCAGUGCUCUAGUCCCGCUCCCCAGCUCAACUCAUAAAUGCCCGGAAAUAGUUAUAAGGCGCUGUCGCUCACUUUUUGACAAACAAAACUACUCUGCCAUGGCUCUGUCUGUGCGGAAUACAUAAAGGCUCUGCCUUGAAUUAAUCACUCGCUCUUUUAUGGAUCUUUGAUGAUCGCGCUUGACGCAGCGAGGAGCUGCAGCUCUUUGUAUUCCGAGGCCAAGAGGAACCUUGUGUGUGUGUGCGCGCGUUUAGUUUUUGUUGUUGUUGUUGUGUGUGUGUGUGAGUGUGUUUUUUACCCUCGUCCGAUAUCUGCUGCCUCUUUGAAAAUGUCAAGGGGGUACAUGGUGACAUAGGGACCCCGGUUUGGUUACGGAGAGACUCUUGCUUCGCUCUGCGAAAGAGGGACAGGCCAGCUACUGAUGGUGGAUCUCAGACAUGCAUGUGAUCACUAGAAAGUUUAACCGGGGGUGUACCUCUGGGCCUAUAAAUGAGACUAAAAUGGUGGAAGAGAAGAAAAGACAAGAGGAUGAAAGCCAUCUACAAUGCUCUACCCUGGGGAAAUAAGCACAGGCCAUUUUGAAUUGGUGAAAGACUAAGACCCAGCUCAAACACUCCACUGGUGUGAAAACUUCUCCAUUGGAGACUUAACCUGCAAAUGUAUAAGCUAUGGUCAGCGGGUUUAAUAAGGGGCUGACAUAUUAGUGCAGAACACCCCAACUCAUAUGAAAUAAUUCUCUGGACCAGAGACUGGACAUUUUUAUCCCUUGGCUAAAGGGAAAGGGUUUAUUACCCUGUUAAAUACUGUGAGGCUCCAUCCAGCCUAGUUCAAACUCAAGUGGCACCCCAAGCCGCUACCAACUGGCAUUGCUCAUGGCUUCCAGGAGGGCAUCAGGAGCUAGUAAAGGAGAUAUGUGGAAGAGUGCCUUCUUCUGGUCUUUGGCCAUAAUCUAUCUGACUCACAUAAGUGGAGUGAGGGGGGAUUGCUGGCUCAUAGAAGGUGAAAAGGGCUUUGUAUGGCUCGCCAUUUGCAGCCAAAACCAGCCACCCUAUGAGGCCAUCCCUCAGCAUAUCAACAGCACCAUAGUGGACCUUCGAUUGAAUGAGAACAAGAUCAAGAGCAUCCACUACUCUGCCCUUAGCCGCUUUACCAACCUCACAUACCUGAAUAUGACCAAGAAUGAGAUUAAUUACAUUGAGGAUGGUGCUUUUUCAGCCCAGUUCAACUUGCAGGUUCUCCAGUUGGGUUUUAAUAAGUUACGUAACUUAACUGAAGGGAUUCUCAGGGGUUUGGGAAAGCUGCAGUACCUCUACCUCCAGGCCAACCUGAUUGAGACUGUGACACCCAAUGCCUUCUGGGAGUGCCCAAACAUAGAAAACAUUGACCUUUCUAUGAAUCGCAUCCAGGUGCUUGAUAGGUCCACCUUCACCAGCCUGACAAAGCUGACCACCUGUGAACUCUACACCAAUCCUUUCAACUGCUCCUGUGAGCUCUUGGGGUUUGUCAAGUGGCUCUCUGUCUUUCCCAACAGGACAAGUGAACGGAUGGUGUGUGAUUCUCCUGCAGGAGUCUCGGGCUACAGUCUCCUAAGUCAGAAUCCGAACAAUCCCACAUACCGGAAUGCUCUGCAUAUGCUGUCCACUGUGUGCACGGAGGACUACACGACUUCGUACAUCGCUGUGCCUACUGAGACCACCACUUACCCUCCAGACUCUACACCAUGUGGGCUGGAAGACUGUCCCUCAGGGACUGAGCCAGAGGAAAUCAGCAUCAGUCCCACGUACAUAGACUUAGAUGUGAAACCAAUCAUGAAACUUAAGCAAGUGUCUCACACGAACGCAGUAAUCACUGUUCAGAUCCCUUACCCCUACAAGAAGAUGUACAUCCUUGUCCUGUACAAUAACAGCUUCUUCACUGUUAUACAGAAUCUGAAGCGACAGAAGGAGGACAUUGAACUGAAAAACCUAAAACCCCACACCGAUUACACCUACUGUGUGGCUUCCAUAAGAAACUCAUUGCGUUUCAAUCAUACUUGUUUAACACUAUCCACAGGGCAUAGGAAUGGAAAAGAGCGAGCAACUAGUAAUGCAACAGCCACUCACUACAUAAUGACUAUCAUAGGAUGUCUUUUCGGUAUGGUAAUUGUUUUAGGGAUAGUGUACUAUUGCUUGCGAAAAAAGAGACAACAAGAUGAAAAGCACAAAAAGGCAGGAAGCUUAAAGAAGAGCAUAAUUGAGCUUAAAUAUGGUGGUGAGCUAGAGGGUGGGACGAUAUCAAGGCUGUCUCAAAAGCAAAUGAUGGCUGGGGAGAGCAUGACCCGCAUGCCCUAUCUACCUUCCGGCAGUGGAAUGGAGCAAUACAAACUUCAAGACAUUAGUGACACUCCAAAAAUGGCCAAAGGAAAUUACAUGGAAGUGAGAACAGGGGAACACCUAGAUCGAAGGGAAUGUGAGAUGUCUAUGCCUGGCAACAGCCAAGGCUCAGUUCCCGAGAUAUCGACAAUCGCAAAGGAAGUAGACAAGGUAAACCAGAUUAUUACCAAUUGUAUAGAUGCUCUGAAAUCAGAGUCCACCUCCUUCCAAGGGGUGAAAUCUGGUGCUGUUUCAACAGCUGAACCUCAACUGGUACUGAUCUCAGAGCAGCCUCAGAGCAAGUCUGGCUUCCUGUCACCUGUCUACAAGGACAGCUACCACCACUCUUUACAAAGACAUCACGCAUCAGAUGCUUCUCCGAAGCGUCCGAGUACAGCAACUGGUGGUCCACUGCGGAGUCCAAGGCCUUACCGCUCAGAGGGGCCCUACAAGUCAGAGUCAAAGUACAUUGAGAAAACUUCACCCACAGGGGAAACUAUUUUGACUAUCACACCCACAGCUGCGAUACUAAGGGCAGAGGCGGAGAAGAUCCGUCAGUAUAGUGAGCAUCGGCACUCCUACCCCGACGCCCACCAAAUUGAAGAGUUGGAAGAACCAGAUAGUCGGAAAACGUCCAUUUUGGAGCCCCUGACACGGCCUCGUGCCAGAGACUUGGCUUACUCGCAGCUCUCUCCCCAAUACCACAAUCUCAGUUACUCGUCUAGUCCUGAGUACUACAGCAAACCAUCACACAGCAUCUGGGAGCGCUUUAAACUCCAUCGCAAGCGACACAAAAAUGAGGAGUACAUGGCUGCAGGUCAUGCUCUGAGGAAAAAAGUGCAGUUUGCUAAGGAUGAAGAUCUUCAUGACAUUCUAGAUUACUGGAAGGGAGUGUCAGCCCAACAAAAAUCUUAAACUACUCAAAUGUUUGUCUGUGUUUUUUUGAAGGACCACAAUAAACAGGACCAGAAGGAAUCCUUAAUCUAGUGAAAUCACGUUCUAAUGGAUAAAUAUUAAACUACAGUGAAUUUCAAUUUAGGGAAAAAGGUUUGUGUACCAAAAUUAAAAGAUGUUACUUAAAGCAACAAGGGGAGAAUAUAUUGCAAAUAUAAAAUAUAUAUGUUGAAAUGGAUUUUUAGUAUUUGAUUACCGCAUGGCCAAGUCCUGUGACAGUGGAUUUGCUGUUGUGUACUGUGAGACUAAAAAGAAUCCAACAGUGACAGACAAUUUCUGAAAUCUUACUAUUUCUUCUGCAGGACCACUGUAAUUUAUGGACCAUUUUUCUCCCAAUAUUUGAGUUUGUUCUAAAUACAAAUGAACUAUGUACAGAUACUGUUUCUAUAUUUGCAACGUUCGCUGUUAAAAAUGGAGAAAAAAUAUCUAUAAUGUGAAUGAUUCAGGUUUAGACCAUGGAUUUUGGAGUUAGCUCCUGUGAUAUUAUCUGUCCUUAAAUGAAUGUUUACCGUCCUGAUGGAUAAACAUUGCACUGGUCAAUGAAAUGGCAUAUUUUCUUUUAGGCCACAGUUUACGCUACCCUGCUUUGCCAAUUUUUAAUCCAUACCACUAAUCGGACCGCACAAUAUUACACCAAGGCUGAAAUAAUGUUAUAUUUGUGUGUCAUAACCACAAAGUGAAUCCGUUUGGUUGGGAUGGUUUAGAAACAUCUGCAUACAUGAUUGCAGUGUCAAAGUGGAACAAAAUGAAAAAUGGAACAGUAGAGCAUUUUGAUACACAUUUAGUAGUUAUGUCUGAUAUGUUUACCAGUAAAGCGCUCCACAAAACAUGCACUUCUGCUUUGACCUUACGAUGCCUAAUAGUAGUGAGGGGUUAUCUAAUCGUGAACCAAAGUGCUUGGGUGGCAGCUCAUUACACAUUUUUCUGCAGAUGUUUCCACCAAUCUCGAGCCAACAGCCCUAUGGAUGAAUGUAUCACAUACAUAAAUCAGCCUUUUCAGCUGCAGUUUCUUUGUUGUUGUUGUUUUUACAAUCACAUAAUUCCCAUUUUUCA
Molecule: messenger RNA, 4379 nt
Organism: Carassius carassius (crucian carp)
Lineage: Eukaryota; Metazoa; Chordata; Actinopteri; Cypriniformes; Cyprinidae
Product: protein ELFN1-like
Exons: 3
Coding region: 894-3287 (797 amino acids)
Cellular component (GO): plasma membrane
Molecular function (GO): protein binding
Source: RefSeq, a predicted model, not a curated record